Messenger RNA from Dictyostelium discoideum AX4, 3195 nucleotides. RefSeq names its product importin 13 (gene ipo13A). Gene Ontology annotation, biological process: nuclear export; protein import into nucleus; intracellular protein transport. NCBI's taxonomy places the organism in Eukaryota, Evosea, Eumycetozoa, Dictyosteliales, Dictyosteliaceae. The record is from RefSeq and is a predicted model, not a curated record. Gene Ontology annotation, molecular function: small GTPase binding. Bases 1 to 3195 code for a protein of 1064 amino acids. The transcript has 5 exons. Gene Ontology annotation, cellular component: cytoplasm; nuclear envelope.
AUGUAUAAUAAUAAUGGUUUUCAUGAAGAAACAAAUAUAGAUGAAUCACAAUUUACAGUUGAAAAAGUUGAAACAGUAUUAAAAUCACUCUAUUUCCCUCAAAAUAAUGAUUAUAGUGCUUUACCACAAAUUCAACAGUGGUUAAUACAAUUUCAAAAAUCAUUUUCGUCUUGGAGUAUUGCGCCAUUGUUAUUAAUGUCAAAUAUUAAAGAAAUCCAAUAUUUUGGAGCAUCAACAAUAGAGAAUAAAAUUAAAAAUAAUUGGUUAUCAUUAAGUCAAGAUAUGAAAAAGGAAUUUUUAGAUAAUUUAUUAUUAUUUUUAAAAACACAAAUUACAAAAUGUUCAACAGUAGUUAUCACAAGAUUGUGUUUAGCAGUAUCAGUCAUAGCUUGCCAUUCAACAACUGAUCUAUGGGCUAACCCAAUUUUGGAUGUAUUACAACUUAGUUUUCAAGAUAUUAAUAAUUUAGAUUGUUUCAAUCCAAAUCUUGUUAAUUUAACAUUGGAACUUUUAACUAUAUUCCCUGAAGAAUUAACAAAUGCAGAUUAUAUAACACAAGAAAAAAGAAAUAAAGUAGGUUUACAAUUUAAUAAACAUAAUUCUAAAGUAUUUGAAAUACUUUGUAAGAUAAUGUCAUUACCACAAAAUCAACAAACUUUAAUAUUUAUGAAAUCAUCAUUAAAAUGUUUUAAAAGUUGGAUUUUAUUUGAUUGUUCACCAAGGGAAUAUUUAAUUGAUAGUGAUUUAAUUUUAAAAUGUUUUGAAGCAGUUUCAAAUAAUCCAAAAUUAGUUGAAGAUUUUUUAAUGGUUUUAGAUGAAAUGUUUACAUUUAUGGGUGGAAAGAUAUUUAGAAGUUAUACAUCGGCAUUUAGUUUGGUUUUAAGUAGAAUUUUGAUGAUUUUUCCAUCAUUUUACAUUUUAGCAUUACAAGAAGAGAAUCAAAUCUUUAAUCAAAUCUUUUUAUUAUUUUCACAUAUAGCAGAGAAUCAUAUUAAAACCUUAUUAAAGAAUCCUGAACUUUCAAAUAACUUUUUUAAAGCAUUAAUACAAAUGGCAUUAAAAGGUGAUUUUGAAACAUGUGAACUUUUAUCACCUGUUAUUACAGAGAUUGCAGCUUUACACGAACUUCAUUCAACAUCAUCAACAACAGAAGCAACAACAACUACAAUAGCAACAACAACUACACCAACAACAACAUCUGAUUGUGAUAUUAGUGGAUGGUAUCAAUAUUUAGGGGAAAUGGUUGAAGUAUUUAGAUUGAAAUCAAUGUAUCCAUUGGAUAAGGAUAUUUCAGACCUCUACGAAGAGGAUGCUGAGAAAUUCUUUGCAUUUAGAGUUAUAGCAGGUGAUAGUGUAUUAGAGGUGUACAAUAUAUUGGAGGGUAAAAUAUUACAACAACUACUCAAUAGUCUUUGGUCGGAUAUUCAAUCUUUCCCAACUACCAAAUGUUGGCAAUCUAUUGAAGCAACCAUCUAUCUAUUAAGUUGUCUAUCAGAGAGUAUAACAGAGGAUACAGAAUUUGUACCACAACUAUUCUCAAUUUUAGGUCAAUUACCAAUUCAAUCGACACCACUCAUUAAAAGUACAAUGACUUUGGCAGGUAACUAUUCAAAUCUAAUCGAUAAAAGUACAAUAUUCCUUGAGAAGAUUGUAAAAGAUUUCUUCCCAGCUUUUGAAAAUCCAGAUUUAAAAUCAGUUGCAAGUCAAUCUUUCCUUUCAAUCUCUAAAAAUUCAAAAUGUGCUUCAAUACUUUCAAAUAGUAUUACUCAAUUAAUUUCUUUAUGUGCUCCAAUUUUAUCAAAUAAUAAUAAAAUUUUAGAUGACCCAUCAAAUUUUAAUAUUUUAGAAGCUUUAUUAUACAUUAUAUCAACAUUACCAUCAGAUUCUCAAGUUUUAAAUUAUUCAACUCAAUUACUUUAUCCAUUCAUACUUUUUAUUAAAAAUUAUUAUACAAAUCAACUGCAACAACAGCAACAACAACAACAGCAACAACAAACUGAAUUACGAUUAUUAUUAUCAUCAAUUAAUCUAUUAACAAAAUUCUGUAAAAUAUAUGACGAUGAGCAAGUUAAUGAAUAUGGAACAACGCAACAAGAAAAUAAUAAUAAUAAUAACAAUAAUAAUAAUAACAAUAAUAAUAAUAAUAACAAUAAUAAUAAUAAUAAUAAUAAUAAUAUUAAACCAGUUUUUGAAAUUAUUAACAAUAUAAUACCGAUUUAUGGAGAGUUAUUAAGUUUAAAUACGUUAGAGAGUUCAAUUAUCGAAGCGAUUAGUAUAUUUUAUAAAAAAGCGAUAAUGAUAAAUAAUAACCAUCAAAAUAUAACAAAUAUACCAGAAAUUAAUAGGCAACUUACAUUAGCAUUUUUAAAACAUAAACCAUUAAGUUUAGUAUUAAGUACACUUUCAAUCUCAAUAGUUAAUUUACCAAAAGAACAACAUUUAGAUUUUUUAGCAGAUUCAUUAUCCUCUAUCUCUUCUAAAAUGAUUCAAAUUUGGAGCGAAAAAUCAAAUCAAAAUAAUAAAAAGAAUAAUAAAAAAAUAAAUAAUAAUAUUGAUAUUGAUAAUGAUAAUGAAAAUAAUAAUAAUAAUAAUCAAAUUCAAUUUGAAAAUAAUGAAUUAAAUGAAUUUAAAAAUUUAAAAAUUUCAAUUUAUCCAGAUAUAACAAAGGAAUAUUUUACAAUGAUUACACAGUAUAUAAGGUAUAAUGCUGUAUCAAUUCCUCAAGGAGUUAUAUCACAUUUGUUUAGUAUCAUUUUAGUAAACAUUACAAAGAUACAUGAUAAAGUUACAGCACGUGCUUGCUUUUCAUUUAUGGCUUUGAUAAUCACAAAAUCAAAAGAAAUGAAAAGUCAAAUCAAAUGGGAACCACUAUUAAAUGAAAUCAAUGGUUGGUUAAGUAUUCAUGGUGAACUAUUUAUUAAACAAAUACUUUAUUCCGCUGGUGGUGGUAUACCAAGAAGUGUUGUACAAUUUAUUUCAGAGGUUAUAGCAUCUUUAGUAUCUUCGUAUCCUGAUGUAUUUAGAAUUAGUGCACUCAAAUGUUUAUCAGUUGAUGGUUUCCCUUCAAGUAAUAUAACAAAAGAACAAAAAGAGAAAUUUUUAAAUUCUUUAAUGUUGUAUAGAUCAAAGAAAUUACCUUUAAAAAUUGUUACUGAUUUUUCUUUAGUUUCUUUAGGUAUUGCAACAAAUCAAUAA